UUUUAAAAAAAAAUUUUGGUGUGGGAUGAUUAGGUACAUUACCUGUUUCGUAAGCAAUAAUCUUCCAAUCACAGAACAUGAUCCCCAUUCAUUAACCAACCAAUCAAACAACAUCAUAUUCAUAUUCGCUAGAUGUUUUGCAUGCGCAUACAUUCAUAAUAUUUUUUAAAAUAUUUAUAAGUAGAUGUAUCACCAAUUCAAAGACCAUCAAAAUAAAUUAUUGUUGAUAAGGUUAAAAUAUUUUAAAAUAAAUUUUAAACAUCAAAAUUUUAAUAUAUAAUAUUUUUUCCAGCACAGUAUAAAUAAUUAUUGCGUAAAUAAACUUGGAAAUAUUCAUGCGUUUGAAAUAAUUAAUAUUAAUUAAAUAUUAAUUUUCUAUAUAUGACAAAAAAAUUCUUUGGUAAAUAGUAGUAUAGAUGGUCUCAUGUGUGUGUUGGCAUAUCCUCUGUUUUGGUCGUGUAUGGUUGUAAAGUUCUUGUCUUGACACUUGUAUCUCUAAACUUGUCAAUUUCAAUCCAUCGUUCCAGUCUAAUCUACUCUGUUUUAGAGUCUCACAACCCAUAAAUAGAAACACAAGUCACAAAAGAGGGACAGAUAGAGAUCACCAUCUCUGUUUCUUGUUGAUUUAUUUAACCAAUUUGAUCUCACAUGCAUGAUCACACAAUUGCUCUGUUUCUUCUUGUUUCUUCUAUUACAAGCAACCAUGAUGUUUAAACGCUCUUUUAAGACCUUCGUUGAACAAGAACUCGGAUCUUUCCCUAAAUUCCUCAUCUACACCGUCCUCGAAUGGAUCCUCAUCACCGCCCUCUUCGUCGACGGCGUUCUCGCCUUUCUAUCAAACCAAUACGCCAGAUUCUUCGAUCUCAACGCUCCUUGUCUCCUCUGCACCAGAAUCGACCACGUUCUCGUCCCUAGGGAUCCUCAUUUCUAUUACAACGACUCGAUCUGCGACUCUCACAAGAAGAAAGUCUCUUCCCUUGCUUAUUGCCACGUCCACAAGAAACUCUCCGAGAUCAAACACAUGUGCGAAGGAUGUCUUCUCUCUUUCGCCACAGAGAAAGAAUCUGAUUGUGAUACGUAUAAGUCUCUCAUUGGGAUCUUACAUAAAGAUCUUGAGGUUCUUAUAGACGAUGAAAGAGAUCUUCCCUUGGGGCUCAAGAAACAGGACGAUCUUGUUCAGACAACAACACAUCUGAUAGAUUACAAGACAGAUAGCUUGAAACAACAUUGUUCGUGUUGUGGAGAAUUAUUGAAGACGAAAUCUGAAAAGUUUCUAAAGAAGAACAAUUCUUUCCUUGCUCCUGCUCCUUCUCCUAGGGUUUCGUACAACAAGCUGUCUGAAAUUAAUGAGUCCGAGUUUAAGGACUUUGAUGUGGAGGAGAGAACACCGAGUUUUGUAAGAGGAGGCAACAAGUUCUUUGGGGUCCCUCUGUCUGAUUCAGCGCAAAACAGUCCAAGAUGGUCCGUUCGAUCUCUCAGGAAACCCUCUUUGGAUAAGAUUGAGAUACCUGAUUCCAACGGUGAAUCCAUCCUUAAUCAGCUCAAGAAAGAGGUUCGCUUGGACAAGAAGUCACUGAUAGAUCUGUACAUGGAGUUAGAUGAAGAGAGGAGUGCUUCAGCUGUUGCAGCCUACAACGCGAUGGCUAUGAUCACAAAGCUGCAAGCCGAAAAAUCGGCUAUUCAAAUGGAGGCUUUGCAGUACCAAAGAAUGAUGGAUGAACAGGCUGAGUAUGACCAAGAGGCUUUGCAGUCUAUGAGUAGUGACUUGGCGAAGAAGGAAGAGGAAUUUAAGGAACUUGAAGCUGAGUUUGAGGCUUACAGAGAGAGAUAUGGAUGUUUAACUGAUGAUGAAGCCUCGGGAGAUGAGUUUCUUGAGGAACAAGGUAACGCUAGAGCAGAUGAUGGAGCCUCAGGAGAUGAGUUUCUUGAGGAACACGGUAAUGCUAGAGCAGAUGACGACUGCCAAGAAACCAAACCAGACUCUGACUUUGAAGAUUGUUCUUCAAAUCAUGAGGAGGAUGUAGAAAACAUUGAUCAAAAUAGGUCUUGUAGAUCCGAAGAAUCUGGACUUUUGGUACAAAUGAAAAAAAGCUCAGAAGAGUCUACUGAAGUAAAUGGUGCAUCUGGAGAGGAAGAGAAAGGAAGUGUAAGCAAAGAAGGGAUAGUAAAAGAGCUAUCAGAGAUCACAGAGAGGCUAAGUGCACUUCAGUCAGAUGGUGAACUGUUGAAACAUAUUGCAGAUGUUAGUGAAGGAGAAGCAAUGAUAUUGCAAAUAUCUCAGAACUUGCACAUGCUUCGUAGUAGUUUUGUUGCCAUGCCUUCAGAAUCAUGAACUUGUAAUAAUAACAUCAUUUGUUGUUUCUUGCAUAACAAGACAGCUUCUAAAACCCCCUUGUAUUAACUUGAAAACAUUUCUUUUAUUAUUAUUAGUUACUAAAUUUUUUUAAAGUUUCUCCAUGAACGUAAAUUGAGGCCUGAUUGGUUGAAACGCAAAUUUGUUUUCUUUUUGUCCAUGAAACCAAAAAUUUAGUUACAUUCAAACCUAACUUACUCGGCCUAAAUGAAAACCAAUAGUAUUACACCAAUUUGUACCCAAUUCAAUCUUUCAUGUGUCUUCCUCAGACACGUCUUACCUUAUCCAAUCUAGUCAUAGGGUUGAUCCAAGACAACCCAGUUUUCUAAGGCUAUAUAAUCUAACAAUAAGCAUGGUGACUUAUCAUCAACAACAACAUCGUCCACAAAACCUUCUUCUCUCUCUCGAGUACUGUUUUAAUCCUCCUUACACACUGCAUCACAGGCUCACAGCCUCUUUCCAAUCAUGCAGUCCCAUUACGUGUGUCUGAACCUGUAGAAAUAAAUAUAGUAGAGCUUGCUUAUGAUACUCGGACAUAUAAAUAGAAACUUUGACAUAUAUGUCCACUACUACAUAUAAAUAGAUUACUUGUCAGACAUUAUGGGCUUAGAGCAUGAUUAAUCCGAAUUCUUAAGAUGAGGUUCUUAGCAGUUGUUUUUUAAUUUUUAACUAAAAAUGAUAAAAACCGGUUUUUAAAUAAGGAUUUUAAAAACCGGUUCUUACUUUUUUUUAGUUAAAAGUUAAGAAACAGUCCGCUAAGAACCUCAAUCUAAGAACCCUAGGUUAAUCAUGGUCUUACGUCACAUUUGAGACACAUACACUUACAUUAGAUUUAUUUAAAUUCGUAUAAUAUAACACAACA
Messenger RNA from Brassica napus (rape), 3215 nucleotides. Its product is annotated as probable myosin-binding protein 6. The record is from RefSeq and is a predicted model, not a curated record. Lineage: Eukaryota; Viridiplantae; Streptophyta; Magnoliopsida; Brassicales; Brassicaceae. The transcript has 2 exons. Gene Ontology annotation, molecular function: myosin binding. Bases 653 to 2332 code for a protein of 559 amino acids.